Trematomus bernacchii (emerald rockcod) is the source of this 3757-nucleotide messenger RNA. RefSeq names its product NACHT, LRR and PYD domains-containing protein 14-like. The transcript is spliced from 13 exons. Bases 130 to 3498 code for a protein of 1122 amino acids. The record is from RefSeq and is a predicted model, not a curated record. Gene Ontology annotation, molecular function: protein binding. Lineage: Eukaryota; Metazoa; Chordata; Actinopteri; Perciformes; Nototheniidae.
AACUGAUUCCAUACCAACAGGGAAGGACAUCAAACGCGGAAGUUAGAAAACAGACGGACUGCCAGACUCCGUUUUAAACUUCAACAGAGCAGCAGAAAGAAAACAGGGGUUACUAGUUCAUCUCUCACAAUGGAGACCAUGAGAGAUGAGGAGGAGGACACAUCUUCAGUGUCCAGAAAACCUCCAGAUUUGAGUAAUACACCUGGACCCUCUGACACAAAAGGGAAGAGGAAAAGUCAUGUUCCUGUGGAGGAGCAGCUGUCCAGCUGUGCUCUGUGUCAGGACGUCCUGAAGGAUCCAGUCUCUACCAGCUGUGGACACUGCUUCUGCAGACAGUGCAUCACCUCAUACUGGGAGCAGCAACCUCCAUCAGGAGACUCCUCAUGUCCCCAGUGUGGAGAAAGAUCCAGAACCAGAGCUGGACUGCAGACAGCCAGUCAGACCAGAACAGUACAAACGGAACGUGGUCUACAGGAGGUUUCAAAUGAACAUAGGGUCAGUCUGAGGGGGAGAUGUGAACAAGUGACUGAAGGAACUGAUAAAAGUGAAACCAGCCUCAACAGGAUCUUCACUGAGCUCUACAUCACACAAGGCCAGAGUGAAGAGGUUAAUACCCAACAUGAGGUGACGCAGCUUGAGGCAGCUUACAAGAAAAAUACCCUCCAUUACACUCCAAUCAAGUGCCAGGACAUCUUUAAAGUCUCACCUGACCAACAGACACACAUCAGAGCGGUCCUGACCAACGGAGUCGCUGGAGUUGGAAAAACCUUCUCAGUGCAGAAGUUCACUCUGGACUGGGCCAAGGGUUUGGAAAACCAAGAUGUCAGUCUGGUGAUCCCGCUUUCCUUCAGGGAGCUGAACCUGAUCAAAGAUGAGCAGUACAGUCUUCUCAGGCUGCUCCAUGUUUUCCAUCCAACCUUACAGAAGGUCACAGCAGAGCAGCUGGCUGUCUGUAAAGUGCUGCUCAUCUUUGACGGCCUGGAUGAAAGCAGACUUUCUCUGGAUUUCAGAAACAAUGAGGUUGUGUCUGAUGUCUCUCAGCAGUCCUCAGUCAACGUGCUGCUGACAAACCUCAUCAGGGGGAAGCUGCUUCCCUCGGCUCUCGUCUGGAUAACUUCCAGACCUGCAGCGGCCAAUCGGAUCCCUCCUGAGUGUGUGGACAGAGUAACAGAAGUACGAGGCUUCACUGACGCCCAGAAGGAGAUGUACUUCAGGAGGAGAUCGAGUGAUGAACAAUGGUCCAGCAGAAUCAUCUCUCACAUCAAGAGCUCCAGUAGCCUCCACAUCAUGUGUCAGAUCCCAGUCUUCUGCUGGAUCACUGCUGCAGUUCUGGACCACAUGUUGACUACAGACCAGAGAGGAGAGCUGCCCAAGACCCUCACUGACAUGUACUCACACUUCCUGCUGGUCCAGACCAAGAGGAAGAAGCAGAAGUAUGAUGAGGGACAUGAGACGAGUCCACAGCAGCUGACGGAGGCUGACAGGGAGCUUCUUCUGAAGCUGGGGAGGCUGGCGUUUGAACAUCUGGAGAAAGGAGACAUCAUGUUCUACCAAGAAGACCUGGAGCGCUGUGGUCUUGACGUCACCAAGGCCUUGGUGCACUCAGGAGUUUGUACAGAGAUCUUCAAAAGAGAGAGAGUGAUCUUCAAGAAAACAGUCUACUGCUUUGUUCAUCUGAGCAUUCAGGAGUUUCUGGCUGCAGUCUACAUGCUGCACUGUUACACCAACAGGAACACAGAGGUACUGAAGGACUUCCUGCAGGGAGACUAUAACAACAGGUUUAGCAAUGAUCAGGAUUACCCAUCCCUGGAUGUCUUCCUAAAGAGCGCCAUGAUGAAAUCACUCGAAAGUGAAAAUGGCCACCUGGACCUGUUUGUCCGCUUCCUCCACGGCCUCUCUCUGGAGUCCAACCAGAGACUCUUAGGAGGCCUGCUGGGUCGCACAGACAAACAUCCAGAAAUCAUCCAGAGAGCCAUCAGCAACCUGAAGGAGAUGAGAAGUGAUAAAAUCUCUCCCGACAGGAGCCUCAACAUCUUCCACUGUCUGACAGAAAUUAAUGACCACUCAGUACUUCAGGAGAUCACAGAGUUCCUGAAGUCAGAGAACAGAUCAGAGAAGAGACUCUUUGUGGAACGCUGGUCAGCUCUGGCCUACAGGCUGGAGAUGUCAGAGGAGGUUCUGGAUGAGUUGGAGAAGUACAAAACAUCACAGGAGGGACGACGGAGACUGAUUCCAGCUGAGAGGAACUGCAGGACGGCUGUAAUUCCUGACAGUGGAUUCUUAGACUGGGAAGUCGUGGCCUCCAAUCUGAGAGAGCUGGAGCUUAGAGACGAUCUGCAGGAUUCAGAGGUGGAGCAGCUGAGUUCUGCACUGAAGAGUCCAAACUGUACACUGAAGGCUCUGAGACUGGAGGUCUGUAUGUUGUCAGAGAUCAGCUGGGCUGCUCUGAUCUCAGCUCUGAAGUCCAACCCUUCCCAUCUGAGAGAUCUGAACCUGAGUCGCAACGAGCUGCAGGAUUCAGUCGUGAAGCUGCUGAGUGAUCUUCUGGAGAGUCCAGAAUGCAAACUGGAGACUCUCAAACUGAGGUGCUGCUGGUUGUCAGAGAUCAGCUGUGCUGCUCUGAUCUCAGCUCUGAAGUCCAACCCUUCCCAUCUGAGAGAUCUGAACCUGAAUGGCAACGAUCUGAAGGAUUCAGGAGGGAAGCUGCUGAGUGAUCUUCUGGAGAGUCCAGACUGCAGACUGGAGACUCUCGGACUGGAGCGCUGCAGUAUGUCAGAGAUCAGCUGUGCUCUUGUGAUCUCAGCUCUGAAGUCCAACCAUUCCCAUCUGAGAGAUCUGGACCUGAGUCAAAACGCUCUGAAGGAUUCAGGAGGGAAGCUGCUGAGUGAUCUUCUGGAGAGUCCAGACUGCAGACUGGAGACUCUCAGACUGAUGGACUGCAGGUUGUCAGAGAUCAGCUGGGCUACUCUGAUCUCAGCUCUGAAGUUCAACCAUUCCCAUCUGAGAGUUCUGAACCUGAGUUCCAACGCUCUGCAGGAUUCAGGAGGGAAGCUGCUGAGUGAUCUUCUGGAGAGUCCAGACUGCAGACUGGAGACUCUCAGACUGAUGGACUGCAGGUUGUCAGAGAUCAGCUGGGCUGCUCUGAUCUCAGCUCUGAAGUCCAACCAUUCCCAUCUGAGAGAGCUGAACCUGAGUCUCAACGAUCUGAAGGAUUCAGGAGGGAAGCUGCUGAGUGAUCUUCUGGAGAGUCCAGACUGCAAACUGGAGACUCUCGGACUGUGGUACUGUAGUUUGUCAGAGAUCAGCUGUGCUGCUCUGAUCUCAGCUCUGAAGUCCAACCCCUCCCAUCUGAGAGAUCUGAACCUGAGUGACAACAAGCUGCAGGAUUCAGUCGUGAAGCUGCUGAGUGAUCUUCUGGAGAGUCCAGACUGCAGACUGGAGACUCUCUGGAUCAGAGGCGAGAUGAUGAAAGCCAAGAUACAGAAGAAAUGUCCAUGAGGGAAUAUCGUCAUCUCAACAAAUGGCAGUGCGUUCAGCCCCGUAAUCCUGCAUGAGGUUCAAUUUCUGUCCCUCAAAUCUUUGGAAACAGUCAGAAGAACGGCUACGGAGAACUUGAAGAACAGUUUUCAAUUAUGACAUUUUUGCGUUGAUCACCCCGACUCAAUUAAUCCCAUGUGACUAUUCUUCACUCAUGUUCCCGGUAAUAACACGUUUUCUUCAUAAACCUAGUCUAAAUAAACUGCAGUGAGUAACAUUU